GAAAUGGUUGCCUGACGAGCAUCACCGUACACUGGAAUCCGGGAAACCAAGAUGAGCUCGAAUUAAAAUGUAAAUACAACAACAGCGGCGAGGGAAAAACAUCUUUCCAGAUGAGAUGCGCCUUUUGCUUUGCGGUGCACGCGGAUGACAGCACACAUCUCUACACAUCCACCAUCCAUCGUCAUAAACAUGCAUAUGUGGAUAUUGGCCAUAUCGUCUUUCGCCACGCUUUUCACCUUAAUUGAGAUGUUCAACAUUUAUGAGGAUAUAUGUACAGGCCUUUGCCUCUGCGAAGACAGAGACGGGAUCUUUACAGCCAGCUGUGAAAACCGAGGAAUUAACAAUCUGUCUGAGGUAACGCCUUUACACUUCACUGCAUAUCAUCUCCUGCUCACAGGGAAUCUGAUAAAGAAAGUCUCACUCGACGACUUUGUGCAUUACGAAGGCCUCACCAAUUUGCAUCUAGGCAACAACGACAUAUCAGAAAUCGAAGGCGGUGCAUUUAAUGGACUCCAGGGAUUAAAGCGACUGCAUCUAAACAAUAACAAAAUCGAGGCACUAAAGGACGACACAUUCCUCGGACUCGAAAGCCUGGAGUACCUACAGAUUGACUAUAAUUAUAUUAGCCACAUCGAGCCGAAAGCCCUGAGCGCUUUGCGUCACUUGGAAGUGCUCAUCCUCAAUGACAAUUUGCUCUCCGCUCUGCCAAACAACAUCUUUCAGUAUGUUCCUUUAACUCAUCUCGACCUGAGAGGCAAUCAACUCAAAGUGCUUCCCUACAACGGCCUUCUGGAGCACCUGAGUCACAUUGUAGAGUUGCAGCUUGAAGAAAACCCAUGGAAUUGUUCAUGCGAACUCAUCGCACUAAAAGCCUGGCUCGAGAGUAUAUCCUACACGGCGCUGGUUGGAGAUGUGGUUUGUGAGACUCCCUUCCGAUUGCACGGACGAGACCUCGAUGAAAUCUCAAAGCAAGAACUGUGUCCUCGCAGAGCAAUCGCCGAAUACGAAAUGCGCGCAGAACCGGCUCACAGCAGUGAGAUUCUCUACAAAACCACGUCAGCGACUUUUCUACCAGGAUUUGCAUCCUCAACCAUCUUGCGUGGCACAAAAAGCAGCCGUUUGUCUGGGAAGCUCCGCGUCAAACCCACUUCGCGCUCGUCUUCGAGCAAGCCGCAGAAUUACGGUCCGAUGUUGGCGUACCAAACCAAAUCACCCGUUCCUCUAGACUGUCCUAAUGCGUGCACAUGCAAUUUGCAAAUUUCAGACCUCGGGUUGAACGUCAACUGCCAGGAGAGAAAAAUCGAAAACAUUUCUGAUCUUGAUCCCAAGCCGUACAAUCCCAAAAAGAUGUAUCUGACUGGAAACUACAUCUCUUCCGUGUGCAGUUCUGACUUUAAUGGCGCAACCGGAUUGGAUUUGCUCCACCUAGGCAAUAAUCGCAUCGCAAUCAUUCACGAUAGGACAUUCGGCCAGCUUAUACACUUGAGAAGGCUCUACCUUAACGGCAACUUACUCGAGCGCCUCACCGAGGAUAUGUUUUACGGUCUACAAAGCUUGCAGUUUCUUUAUUUGGAGUACAACGUUAUCCGAGAGAUCGCGGUUGGCGCCUUCCAGCAGGCGCCCAAUCUUCAAUUGCUGUUUCUCAACAACAACCUCCUCAAGACUCUACCACUAGGCGUCUUUGACGGAUUAAGCCUAGCUCGGUUGAAUCUGCGGAGCAACCACUUUCGAACUCUUCCAGCUCGCGGCGUUCUAGAAGACCUUGCGUCUCUGGUCCAGAUCGAUCUCUUCGAAAACCCUUGGGAUUGCUCGUGUCUUGCGGUGGAGAUGAAAAACUGGUUGGAGCAGCUCAGCACGGGUACCGUGGUGAACAGCGUCAUUUGCGAAUCUCCGUUGAGUCUCUCGGGAGAAGAUAUGCGAUACGUUCGCGGGUCGCAUCUUUGCCCGGAAAGCUCAAACGCGCAAUCUUCCGUCGUGCCGCCCUCGGAGGAAUCGUUUCCGGGCAGUACUAUUACUUUAGAAACAGCCUUGGAUUAUGAUACGCAGUAUCCUGCGGUUCCCCUUUCUGUUCUUAUACUUGCUUUGUUGCUACUUUUUAUACUAUCAGUUUUCGUCGCCGCAGGCUUGUUUGCCGUCAUAAUGAAGCGGCGUAAAAAGUCUGAACGCUUGGCUUCGGUAACUGCCAAUGCGAGCUCCUUCAACGCAAUCUACACCGACAGGACGAAAUCCAGAACGUCGGCGGGCCACGUCUACGAGUACAUCCCGCCUGCGGUGGAAGGCGCUGCGAAAAAUGGCCCGUAUAGCGAAGGGAGCGCAAUCGAGAGUUACCGAGACUUCGAAGAACUCAAUAGAGUUCUGGCAUCCAAUUCGGAAGAAGACAUCGGGAGCAACGCGAUAAGCUCCGAGUUCAGCGCCGGCACUCCAGACGCCCUCAACAGACACUCUCCAAUCUUGGAUGACAACUACUUCUACCGAGAUAUCUUGGCUAGGGACCAGCAGGCCUCUUACAGGGGUAAUUUACCAUGUAAGCAUGGCACACAUGCAUCGGCUCACUGCGCGCCAGACUUUGAUGUGAGACAUCAAUACUUGAAUCCGGAAAGGGUACAGCAGACCAUGGUUUACUGCUCGACGCCAGCCACCGUCUACAUUGAGCCCAACAGGAGCGAAUACUGGGAACUGAAAGCUAAGCUGCAUUUCGAACCGGACUAUUUGGAGGUUCAUGAGAAAAGGACGACGUUCACACAGUUUUGAAAUACAAAUUUAAUUUGUCUUAAUUAAAAAAAAAAAGUUUGGGAGAAUACAUUUUAUCUGGGGGAUAUUAAGGUUAAUCUCACAAAAAUAUAAUUGCACCUAAAAUUCAAAAGAAAGAAACUUUUUUAAAAUACAUUUUUAAUUAAAUAUUUUGUAUUUAUACAUGUAUAUUUUAUUUAUAUUUUGCAUAAGGAAAAUGAAGCCUAAUUAUUCGUAAUUUUUAUUUAUUUUCUUUUGCAAUAUGACAUUUUGCUGGACAAUUAAGCACGUUUUCCCUCAUUUCCAUUUUCAUAUUGCAUAUAAAAAAUACACUAGUAAUAAAAAAUAAAUAAUAAUAAUAAUAAUCAUUAAUGUGGGAAAAAAAUUUAAUAAUCACAUUUAUUUAUAUAUCAUACAUAAAGAAAAUAAAGCCUAAUUAAUAACUAUUAUUUUUUAUUUAUUAAUUUUCUUUUGCAUUAUGAUAUGUUGCUGGACAAUUAAGCAUGUUUUGCCCCAUUUCCAUUUUCAUAUUGCAAAUAAAAAUGUAUAAUAAAAAUAUAACAAUAGUAGUAAUAAUCAUUAAUGUGGAAAAAACAUUUAAAUAAUAAAUUACUUAUACAUCAUAUUUAUAAAUGUAUAUUUCAUUUAAAUUUCACAUAAAGAAAAUGAAGCCUAAUUAUUACUAUUUUUUAAAAUGUAUUAUUAUUAUUAUUAUUAUUAUUAUUUUUGCACCAUGACAUUUUGCUGGACAAUUAAGCAUGUUUUCCCUCAUUUCCAUUUUUUUAUUACAAAUUUAAAAAAUAUAAUACUAAUACUAAUAAUAAUAAUAAUAAUAAUAAUAAUAAUCAUGAAUGUGGAAAAAAAUAUUUAAAUAAUAAAUUACUUUUUCUUUCUAAAUGUAUAUUUAUUAAUGUUUUGCAUGAAAAAAUAAAGCCCAAUUAUUACUAUUUAUUACUAUUAUUACUAUUAUUUUUUAUUUCUUACUUUUUUUUUGCAAUAUGACAUUUAGCUGGAAAAUUAAGCACAUUUUCUGCUGUUUCCAUUUUCAUAUUGCAAAAAUAAAUAAAUAAAAUAAUGUGGAAAAAAUAUUUAAAUAAUGCAUUACUAUUAUAUUUACAAUUGUAUAUUUUAUUUAUAUUAUACAUAAAGAAAAUGAGGCCUAGUUAUUACUAUUUUUUAUUUAUUAAUUUUCUUUUCUAUUAUGAGAUUUUGCUGGACAAUUAAGCAUGUUUUCCCAAUUUUCAUAUUGCAAAAAUAAAUAAAUAUAAAAUAUUAAUAAAAAAAAAACAAUAAUAAUAAAAAUCAUUAAAUGUGGAACAAAUCAAAUAAUAAAUGAUAUUUCAUAUUCAUAAAUGUAUAUUUUAUUGAUAUAUUACAUGAAUAAUGAAGUGUAGUUAUUACUAUUAUUUUUUAGUUAUUCAUUUUCUUUUGCAUUAUGACAUCCUGCUAGACCAUUAAGCACAAUUUCCCCAUUUCCAUUUUCAUAUUGAAAAUAAUAAUAAUAAAUAAAUAAAUACUAUUAGUAAUUCUGUAAUUCCCAUGAAUGUGGAAAAAUUAUUGAAAUAAUAAAUUAUUUAUACAU
This is a messenger RNA of Labeo rohita (rohu), 4312 nucleotides long. It is a transcript of the gene slitrk5b, whose product is annotated as SLIT and NTRK-like family, member 5b. The transcript is spliced from 2 exons. The record is from RefSeq and is a predicted model, not a curated record. NCBI's taxonomy places the organism in Eukaryota, Metazoa, Chordata, Actinopteri, Cypriniformes, Cyprinidae. Gene Ontology annotation, molecular function: protein binding. Gene Ontology annotation, biological process: regulation of presynapse assembly; positive regulation of synapse assembly; axonogenesis. The coding region runs from base 145 to 2751 and encodes 868 amino acids. Gene Ontology annotation, cellular component: membrane.